Molecule: messenger RNA, 1134 nt
Organism: Cryptococcus amylolentus CBS 6039
Lineage: Eukaryota; Fungi; Basidiomycota; Tremellomycetes; Tremellales; Cryptococcaceae
Exons: 5
Coding region: 68-979 (303 amino acids)
Biological process (GO): regulation of transcription by RNA polymerase II
Cellular component (GO): nucleus; NuA4 histone acetyltransferase complex
Source: RefSeq, a predicted model, not a curated record
AUCGAUUCUAACAUACUUGUAAAUAUAUAUAAUCCAGCCAUUGCGUUACAGAACGGUCUCCAUCAGGAUGACAUCCGAACCUGCCAUGGCACAUCAACACGCGCCCACGGAGCUAGAAAUAGAAAUUGCGCUACUAGGCUGUCUGGGCGAAGCAAGACCCCUUGGCCGGCACAAGCAUUUCCUCAUCAUACGGCUACAGGGUGCUAUACACAGGCGCCUCGGAAUAUGGCUGACUGUGGAUUCGCUGUGGGAAAGACUGGACGAACUGUAUGACCUGGAAAGCCUGGACGAGCUGGCAUCAGAGGCAUCAAAUUCACAACCUCCAUCUCCAAUAAGUCUUUCGCCUCGUGACCCCUCGCCAACCCGAUUCUCUUCAAACUCCCCCCUCUCCGAUAUCUCUUCUCCAUCACACCCUGCACCUCAGGGCAAGAACAGAAAAGUUCCAAUUUCCAAAUCCGCCCGAGUGCUCAACUCUCGCCAUUUCAAGCACGUCUUCGACCUGCCAUACUUUCGGAUAAAACAAAGACAUGAAAGUGAAGAAGGGACAACGGACGAGGAGGAAGAAGAGAAAGAUGGUGAGGCAGAUGGCAAAGAAGACGAUAGCGAGGAAGAGUCUGAUGACGGGGUUUUUGAGUUUGAGCUGGAUGGGCAGGAUGAGAUGGCAUGGGAAGGGAUCAUAUAUCCGAGAGCUAUCGCUCUUGAUGGGACGGAUGAGCCGUGGGGCGGGGUAUUUUCGGACGAAAAUGUGAGCUCCCCUUCUGAAGAUGGGGAAGAGAAUGCCGGGAGGAACGGAGUCAGUCGGUCGCGGACGAUGGGGCCAACAAAACGAAGAAGAGGUAGUACGGUAUCAAUAGCGGAAAGAAAGAAGAGAAAGAAUAGGGACUCGCUUGCGAUCGAGGGAAGAAGAGGAGGAGGAGGAGGAGGAACUCGAGAGGCCGUCGAGAGAACGGGGCAAGACAGCGGAAAAGGGAAGAUCUAGAAGGAGAAGAUGAUUUGAGGCCUAUCAUAGGUUUAGUUGUACUUGAACACCUACCCACUUGGGUGUAUGUAGCAGUAAAGAAUUGAGGCGUUUUGAUCCUGUCGGCGGCGGGCUUUCAUGUAUCUGUUGUUGUCGACCAUGCAUGCAAUCUAAAC